Molecule: messenger RNA, 2254 nt
Organism: Durusdinium trenchii
Lineage: Eukaryota; Dinophyceae; Suessiales; Symbiodiniaceae
Source: the annotation of a GenBank genome assembly
CGGGGAGCGCCUGACCAGCGUUCGAAAAGAUGUUUGUUCCCUUCCUAGUUCUCUAAGUAACAAGCGUCUGUCUGACGGGCAAAAACACCGGAACACUGAGCUGACUUUCACGUCCAAGCGCCAUGCCCACGUCGCUGAGCUCGCUGAGCUCGCUCUGCACUUGCGGAUGCUUCUCGGGGUGGACUCGGCUGACCGCGACAACCUCCCGAGCCGUGCCCGAUUGCUCCCCCAGCUGGGGCCCGUCCCCAGAAGUCGAUGAGAUUCCAUCACAUGAUCGGCCACGGGUUGGCAGCUGGGCAUCACCGGUACCUUCAAUGCCAGCGCCGUGGGGGACCUGGGAGAUGGAGAUCAAUGAGGGUCCCAAUUCCUAUGAGAACCGCACCAGUCACAAUUUGGUCCUCAAGCUGGAGGUGCCUGGCACCGACAGCCACCGUGGCCCCAAAGGAGGUCCCAAAAAGGGCCCUAAAGAGCUCAAAAAGCCAAGGAUCAGUGAGACGAGUUUCACAGCUCAGCCUGGGAGGCUUCAAGAGGUUGGGAUUACAAGGACCAAUUCACCUCCAAGCUUCAUGGUGGAGCAAUUGUUAUCCUCGCCUGGCAGCCUCCCACAAGGGCUCACUCAAGAGGAGAGCGACAAGCAGAUGGAAAGGAAUGUGGACAAGGCCUUGCAGAACUUGCCGAAGUCGAUCAACGAGCGUAUUGCGAAAAGCCCACGACGGCUUUUGGUACAACGGAGCCCGCAGGGACAACGCCUGCGGCAAGGGAUUUUGAGAGGUGCCACCAUUGCCUUCAUCACAACGGGCUACGAAGGGAAACGCUUCAUCUAUGAGAAGGCAUACGAGCUGGGCAUUCGCAUUGUCCUCAUCGACAGCCCGACCUCCUGGUGUCAAACUCUGGUGGAAGAGAAAAAGGCCGUCAAGUUCAUUCCAGUGGAUAUGAGCCAAGCAUCUUCUGAGGUGGUGAAGUCUUGCCUCACUGCCUUGGAAGCUUGCGAGAACGACCCGUUGGUGGGCAAGGUGGAUGGUUUAGCGACCUUUGCUGAGCUCUCGGUGCCCUUGACCGCACGCUUGGCGGAGCUGCUGGGCUUGCCAGGGCCACAGCCGGAUGCCACAGACAAGGCGCGCGACAAGGCCGCCACGCGCCGGGCCAUGCGGCAGAACGGGCUGCCCACGCCGCCGGUCUACGAGAUUCGCUGUGAUGCCGAUGUGGAGAAGGCUGCCGAGGUGGUGGGCUUUCCGGCCGUGCUGAAGCCUGUGUCUGGAGCUGCCUCUGUUGGAGUGAAGAAGGUAGAGUCCCUGGAAGAACUUCGGGCCACCUACGAGGCCCGACAUCAAGAGUUGGGCUCACUGGUGGUGUCGAGCGGCAACAUCGUCAAGGAUGAUGGUUCCCAAGGUGGCAAGGCCAUCGGAGCUGCUUCAGUGAUCGGAGCACGCUUUCUGUUGGAGAGUUACUUGGACGGUGACGAGGUGGAUGUUGACGUCAUCAUGUCGGACGGAGAAUGGCAGUUUGCGGCCGUCUCUGACAACGGGCCCACGUUGGAGCCAUACUUCAACGAGACCUGGGCAGUGUCCCCGUCGUUGCUGCCUCGCAAGAAGCAAGUGGAGUUGCGAGAACUGGCUGUGAGUAGUGUCAAGGCGCUGGGCUUUCAAGAGGGCAUCUUCCAUGUGGAGCUCAAAUACACCAGCAACCAUGGCCCACAACUCAUCGAGGUGAAUGCUCGAAUGGGUGGCGGGCCUGUCUACGCCACCAACUUGCGGACUUGGGGCGUAGAUCUCGUGGAAGAGGCUCUUUUUUGUGCGGCUGGUAUCCCUUCAAGGCCUGUGGUACCGAGGUUGCCCAUUGAAUGCAUCGCCAACGCCGAUGUGAAUGCGCUUCGCUCUGGAAGGCUGACGGAUCUGAAUUUCAUGAAGCCGCUCUUCGAUCGUGAAGGUGUCAUCUCGCACAAUUGCCACGUCUCUGUUGGGGAGGAAGUGGUUGGCCCUAUGGACGGCCUUCCCACAUGGUUGGUGGAAGUGGUUGUCUCGAAAGGGACACCACGAGAGGCGUUGGACUUCUUGCUCAGACUGGAGGAAGAGGUUCAGGAGAAUGUGCAAGUCGCCUAGAUCAAGGCCGUGAGAAGCUACAGAAUUAUUUUGAAUAAACACUUGAGAAGCUUCAGAUAGCUGAGCCUCUGCUGAGAUGCUCUUGACUGUCGCAUCAGGACAGUUUUUUUAGGUCAGCGGAGCAGCACAGACGAAGGUCUGGAUUCCCGAAGGCA